Messenger RNA from Alexandromys fortis (reed vole), 2421 nucleotides. Its product is annotated as protocadherin beta-8-like. The coding region runs from base 5 to 2413 and encodes 802 amino acids. Gene Ontology annotation, molecular function: calcium ion binding. NCBI's taxonomy places the organism in Eukaryota, Metazoa, Chordata, Mammalia, Rodentia, Cricetidae. Gene Ontology annotation, biological process: homophilic cell-cell adhesion. Gene Ontology annotation, cellular component: plasma membrane. The record is from RefSeq and is a predicted model, not a curated record. The transcript has a single exon.
AACAAUGGAGGCCAGCAGGAAGCUCACUGGCAGACAAAGGCAAGUCCUUUUUUUCUUUUUCCUAUUAGGAUUAUGUCUGGCGAGUGCAGGGGAACUGAAGCGCUAUUCUGUGGAGGAGGAAAGGGAGGGUAGGUCCUUUGUAACCAAUUUAGUAAAUGACCUAGGUCUUGGGCAGAUGGAGUUCUCCAGACGAGGGGCUAAGGUCAUUUCUAAAGGGAACAAACUACAUUUGCAGCUGGAUCGGGAGACAGGAGAUUUGCUCUUAACUGAGAAAGUGGACCGGGAGGAACUGUGUGGGCACACGGAGCCAUGCCUGCUACGUUUCCAAGUGUUGCUAGACAAUCCCUUAGAGAUUUUUCAAGCUGAGCUAGAAGUAAGAGACAUAAAUGACCAUUCUCCAGCAUUCAUGGACAAAGAAAUCUUGCUAAAGAUAUCAGAAAGCAGUCUUCCUGGGACUAUAUUUCCUCUGAAGAACGCUCAAGACAUAGAUGUAGGUCAAAAUGGUAUUGAUAACUACCAUAUCAGUUCCAAUUCCUAUUUUCAUGUGCUCACUCGAAAACGCAGCGAUGGCAAGAAAUAUCCUGAGCUGGUUCUAGACAGAGCUCUGGAUAGAGAGGAGGAAGCUGAGCUCAAGUUAAUCCUCACAGCUCAGGAUGGCGGCUCGCCACCUAGGUCUGGCACCACUGAGGUCCACAUUGAAGUCCUGGACUUCAAUGACAAUGCUCCCCAGUUUGAACAGCUUUCUUACAGGGUACAGAUCCCAGAGGAUAGUCCAAUAGGCUUUCUGGUCGUCACCGUUUCCGCUAUGGAUAAGGACAUAGGAGUCAAUGGGGAGAUCUCCUAUUCCCUUUUCCAGGCCUCAGAUGACAUCAGCAAAACCUUUUCAAUCCACCCCUUGACUGGGGAAGUGCGGCUGAGAGAGCAACUCGAUUUUGAAAAGACUCAGUUCUAUGAAGUCAAUGUUGAGGCCAGGGACGCUGGAACCGUUUCUGGAAAAUGCACGAUUCUGACCCAAGUCAUAGAUGUGAAUGACCAUGCUCCAGAGAUUAUCCUGUCUGCAAUUACCAACCCCAUCCCUGAGAAUUUGCCAGAAACUAUGGUGGCAGUGUUUAGUGUAUCUGAUCUAGAUUCAGGAGAAAACGGCAAAACAAGUUGUUCCAUUCAGGAAGAUCUACCUUUCUUCCUAAAGCCUUCUGGAGAAAACUUUUACACACUAUUAACACAGAACGCACUUGACAGAGAGACUACGGCAGAAUACAACAUCACCAUAAGUGUUGCAGACAUGGGGAGUCCCAUACUGAGAACACAAGUCAAUAUAACAGUGCAGGUCUCAGACAUCAACGACAACGCCCCCGCCUUCACUCAAACCUCCUACACACUCUUUGUCCAAGAGAACAACAGCCCCGCCCUGCACAUAGGCACCAUCAGCGCCACAGACUCAGACUCAGGCUCCAAUGCUCACAUCACCUACUCGCUGCUGCCCACUCACGACCCGCAGCUGGAUCUCGCCUCGCUCAUCUCCAUCAAUGCCGACAAUGGACAGCUGUUCGCCCUCAGGGCGCUGGACUACGAGGCCCUGAAGACCUUUGAGUUUCAUGUGGGCGCCACAGACCAAGGCUCGCCCGCACUCAGCAGCCAGGCGCUGGUGCGCGUGCUGGUGCUGGAUGCCAACGACAAUGCGCCCUUCGUGCUCUACCCGCUGCAGAACGCCUCUGCGCCCUACACAGAGCUGCUGCCCAGGGCUGCAGAGCCAGGCUAUCUGGUCACCAAGGUGGUGGCCGUGGAUCACGACUCUGGCCAGAAUGCCUGGCUGUCGUUCCAGCUGCUCAAGGCCACGGAGCCGGGACUGUUCAACGUGUGGGCUCACAAUGGCGAGGUGCGCACCUCCAGGCUGCUGAGUGAGCGCGCUGCGCCCAAGCACAGGCUGCUGCUGCUGGUCAAGGACAAUGGCGAUCCUCCGCGGUCUGCCAGUGUUACUUUGCACGUGCUGGUGGUGGAUGGCUUCUCUCAGCCCUACCUGCCUCUGCCAGAGGUGGCGCGCGACCCCACACAGGAGGAAGACGUGCUCACGCUGUACCUGGUCAUAGCCUUGGCAUCUGUGUCUUCACUCUUCCUGUUGUCUGUGCUGCUGUUUGUGGGGGUGAGGCUGUGCAGGAGAGCCAGGGCGUCCUCUCUGGGUGGCUGCUCUGUGCCUGAAGGACACUUUCCUGCCCACCUGGUGGAUGUCAGCGGGGCGGGGACCCUGUCCCAGAGCUACCAGUAUGAGGUGUGUCUGACAGGGGACUCUGGAACUGGUGAGUUCAAAUUCCUGAAACCAAUUUUACCUAAUUUCCAAGACCAUCCUCUUGGACCAGAAAUGGGUGAAAAUUCCAACUGUAGAAACGACUGGGGUUUCGGCAUUCAGUUAAAAUAGCUUUUUUU